GUAUGUAAAAGAGGCCUGAAGAUGCAAAAAAAGAAGAGUAGUUAUUCAUAUACUUAUAGAAAUCAUAUGCAGAUUCAUAAAAAGUAUUGUUUCUUAUAUAUUUUAAUAGGGAAUACCAAAUUCAAUGAAUAAAAUCAUUGAAGAAGUUUGCCGAAAGAAUAAAGACAUACCAUAAAUAGGUUUGUGGGUUGAAUUAUUUAAUCGGCUCUUGCUUUAAUUGCAACGCAAUGGCAAUGAUGCCAAAAUGGUCAUCGAUAUAGUAUUGUAUAAAAUACCAUGGUUCACUUCUGACAAUCAUUUCUAAGUCUUACCUUAAUUCAAAAAGAUUUUGUUCACUAUUCUGUCUAUGUCUACAUCGUAACUAGUUACUAUCUAUCGUUUUUUGGUAUAAAAGUUGAGUCUUCAAAUGUACAUGCACUAUUUAACUAUUCAGGCUAAUCGAUUCAGAAUAGACCAGAGAUGAUAUUCCAUGUGAAGUGAUGGGCCAAUCUUAUCCUAGUAAAGCGGCAUUGUAAUAGCAGAUUUUAAUAAUGACUGAAGCCUAUCAAUUGACUUCUGAAAAUUAGAUUGUUAAACUGUCAGAAUCUCACAAAUAAUUUAUUAAAGAAAUAUUGAUUCAUCAUCCCAAAGCAGAUGAAAAAUUGAAAUGUAUGCUAGAUAUUGGAUAUGGAUACUUCCCAUCCAAAAACAAAUCGAAAUGUUUCUAUAUUAUUAAAAAGGUAAUAGAUUAAAUCAAUAUAUUUAGGAUAAUUCAUAUGAGGAUAUUUCAUAUAUCAAAGGAAUUGAUGGAUUAUAUAAUAAUAUAUAUAGAGACAAAUAUUUUAAAAGUAGUAAUAAUAUUCAUUCUGAUGCUGCAAUUCAAAUUAUUAGUGAAAUCAUAUAAAUCUAUAAAUUAAGCAAGGAGAAAUUAUUAGAAACUCUUUCUGAUUUAUUUCCACAUAAGAAUCAAAGUGAAAUUCAUUAGAGAGUUUAUGCUACAAAUUGUAUGAAAUUAAGUGAUCGUAUUCCUGAACUUCGAUCUCGUAUCUUUAAAAUGGUUUAUAUUAAGAUUUUAUAAAUUGAUUCUGAAAUUAAAUAUGAUCCAUAAUGUAACAAUUUCAUUAUUAAAACUACUUUAUAAUAACAUUUAAAUAAAAAACAUAGAGAUGACAUGUGUAAGAAAGUAGAUCAUUUAUUAUUUAUAUUAUUUGAUUAUUUGGAUUCUAAAUUAGGAAUUGCCAAUAAAAGUAUAUUCUAAAUAGAACUUAAUGAAGAUUUGAUAUUCAAAAUAUUUAGAGAGUUAUAAUCAGUAUUUUAAGAGAUCAUGUUAAAAAAUUAAUAUUACAGAAUGGCUCAUUAUGUAUUUCUAUACUUUUGUUCUCUACCUAACUCUUUAUCAAGAAUCAAUUAGUUAUUUCUCUCAUAAUUAGUCUAAAAUAUAAGAUCUGUAAUAUAUUAAUAUUAUAAUAUAGAAUACACUCUCAAAAACUGAAAAAAUUAAUUCUCUUUAUUAUUUGUCAUCCUUAUUGGUUAGAUGUAAUUCUAUAAAGAGUACAGUUUUUGUAAAAGCAGUUGAAUUAUUAUUGGAAUAUUUAAAUGAUAAAUCUUAAUAGAUAGAAAUUGAAUUAGAACAUCAUCUAAUAUAAAUGAUGAUAUUUUUAAUAUCUACUAAAUCUACUUAAUUAGAAUCUCUAAAAAAUUAAAUUCAUGAAACAAUACUUAAAAAAAGUUCAACUUUAUAAUAUAUUCAUUAUGAUAUAUUGGUAAAAUUCAAUGAAGUUUUAUUGAGAUCUAAAUCAGAUGAUUUGAGAUAAAAACUCAUAGAAAUAACUGCAAAUACAAUAUCAAAACAUAUUGGCAAUAAUUGUUAAGGAGAUUUAAUAACAAAUUAUCAUAGUCCAAAUACACCUUAAAAAUUGAUAUAUGAUCAUGAAAGUCUAUUCUCUAGAACAUCAACUUAAAGAACAGUAGUACAUAGAAAUCAAUUAGAUUUUUAUUAACCAUUCAAUAGUAUGACUUUAAUUUAUUCUGAACCUUUUAUUAAAGAAUUCUAUAGAUAUGAUUAAGAAUUAAUAAAAGAUGAAGGUGGUUCAUUAAAUGAUAGUCGUGUAGAAGAAAAAAGAAUCCCUCAAUUUUGUGAGACAGAGAAACCAUAAAAAAAAGUUAAAUAAUGAAU
Molecule: messenger RNA, 2155 nt
Organism: Paramecium pentaurelia
Lineage: Eukaryota; Ciliophora; Oligohymenophorea; Peniculida; Parameciidae
Source: the annotation of a GenBank genome assembly